CCCACUUAAUCCUUUUCAAUUCUUUAAUAAAAAAUUACAAUCUAUUAGCUCUAGAAAUUAACAAUUUCAAAGGGUACAAAAUGCAACCAAAUGACUUCCCAAGGGAUACCUAACACAUCUACAACACAAUAAAAUUUUGUUUCCAAGGGUUAAAUUUUGAGAAAUUGGAACAAACAUAACCUAAUUUUUGGGGAAAAAAUGACGAAAUAAAGGCAGGUUUGGUCCAAAAGAUGCAGCCCCAUUAAUACACUUGAUGAUCUCAUCUACUCCCUCCAUCAAAAUCUAUCUUCUCCAUCACUCCCUCCACCUUCUUCAACCAUUUUUCUUCCUUUUGCAGACAACCAAACACCCCCUAUUUCUCCCUCCUUUAUCUUUUUCACUCUCACUCAAAUUUAUUCGACAAACCCUAAAACCCCCACUUUAAUUUCAUCGAAGAUUUCCCAAAUCUUCAAACAAAUGAAUCAAAGAUCAUAAGUUUAUCAAAUGAAAUCGUUAAUUCUUUUCAAAUUUUAAAUCUUUUCUUAAAGCCCAUCAAAAAGAUCCAAUAUUUUCUUCUAAAUUUUUCUCAAAUGAUCAGAAUGUUGCAGUCUCACUACAUUUUAAUCUUUUCUCUCCUAUUUUCUCUUCCCAUAAUUUUCUUCUUUGCUCCUCAUUUUAUUUCCCCUCAUCCUAGACAACUACCAAUUCCUCUUCCUGAUGAACUCGAUGAUCUUUCCCUUUUUAAUCAUGCUGUUUCCUCUUCAAUUUCAUCUAAAAAAGCUUUCACCUUUGCCAAAUUAGGGUCUCAUAACCCUACUUUAAAGAUUGCCUUUCUAUUUCUUACCAAUACUGAUCUUUUCUUUGCACCUUUGUGGGACCAAUUCUUCAAUUCUACUUCAUCAAAAUUCUACAACAUCUACAUUCAUGCUGAUCCAGAUUCUCACAUCAAAGACCCAGGUGGGAUUUUUAAAGGAAAAUUUAUCCCAAGUAAGCAUACUGAAAGAUCUUCUGCUACUUUAAUUUCUGCUGCUAAGAGAUUAAUGGCUACUGCAAUUUUAGAUGAUCCAUUAAAUUUUUACUUUGCUUUGGUUUCUCAAUCUUGUAUACCAUUGCAUUCCUUUGAUUAUGUGUAUAAAACCCUCAUGGGUAGUAGUAGUAAUGGUUUCGGAUUUCACCGCGAAAGGCAUAAAAGUUUUAUUGAGAUUCUUGAUCAUGAAAGUACUCUUCCUUCAAGGUAUGUUGCUAGAGGGAAGAAUGUGAUGAUGCCUGAAGUUCCCUUUGAGGAAUUCAGAGUUGGGUCUCAGUUUUUUGUGUUGAAUAAGAAGCAUGCUUUAAUGGUUUUAAAAGAUAGAAAAUUGUGGAGGAAAUUUAGACUUCCAUGCUUUAAGAUUGAAUCAUGUUAUCCUGAAGAGCAUUAUUUCCCUACAUUGUUGUCAAUGCAAGAUCUUAAUGGAUGUACUAAGUAUACUGUUACAAGGGUGAAUUGGACUGAAUCUGUUAAUGGACACCCCCAUAUGUAUAGCCCACCAGAUGUGUUUCCUGAGCUGAUCUAUACUCUCAGGCAGUCUAAUUAUAGCCAUGAUUACUUGUUUGCGAGGAAGUUUUCACCGGAUUCUUUGAAGCCUUUGAUGGAUAUGGCUGAUAGUGUUAUCUUCAAUGACUGAAUAUUUUGCUUGUAGUUUGUGGCUUAUCAUUUUCAGGUAUUUAAUUUCUUUUCGCUCGAAGUAGGAGAGAAUUUGUUGAAGCAAACUUUCCUAUGAAGCGUUCCCUCGAGCCUUCUGUUGCAAACUACCUUAAAGUCGGUCAAACUCUAAAACCGCCUGCCAACAUUCAAAUAAAACUGCAGUAUGUUGGUUGAGAACUCUCUUCAAUUGUACCAUACCACGACUGUCGGAGCUAGUUUGAUGUACUUUUGUUAGCAUUGCUAGUUUAUUAUGUACAUAUAUAUGCCUUUGUACCAUAUCAUAUCAAGUACAAGUAGCAUGAUUAUAUGAUGAGGACGAACGGGGUUAUCGAGCUUUGUUGAUAUGUAUUCGGAUUUGAACUCCCCUUGCUCAUCAAUAAAGGGUUAGAGUCUAUUUCAUUUUUUUAUUUUUAUCGGGAAAUGGCUAGAGAAUCCUAUUGUAGAUCGUGAGAAUCGAAUUUCUAUCACAAGGAUAAAAGCGAAAGCAAAAUCAGAUUCUCUGGUGUCUAUCAUCCUAUUUAGGGCUGUAAAAACGGGUUAAAAGGUCGGAAACAGGUCGGUCAAAAACAGGUUCGGUAAAAAACGGUCGGUCAAAAGCAGGUCGUAUAAGUCUUUCGGUACCGGUCGGUAUCGGUCGGUUUAUUCGGUAUCCGGUCGAAUCCGGUUUUUUUCCUUGGCGGGUGUCGGUCGGUAUGGGUCCGGUAUUUAUCGGUCCGGUCAUUACCGGAAACAGGUCACAUUCGGUCGGUCAAAAACGGUUUUUUGCAGGUCGUAAUCGGUAUACAGAUCAUAACCGGGCGGUCAAAAUCGGUAAUCGGUCGGUCACAAUCGAUAUGCGGGUCAGAAUCGGUUGGUCACAAUCGGUCGGUUUUGGUCGGUAUCGGUUCAGUUCAAUUUAGUUGAACCGGGAUUCAGUUCUGUUCAGUUCAGUUUUGGUUGGUAUCGGUUCGAUUCAAUUCAGUUAAACCGAUAUUCCGGUUAAUUUGGUUGAUAUCGGUUCAGUUCAAUUCAUUUAAACCAUGAUUUAAUUCAGUUCAAUUAUGUUCCAAUUAUUCUGUUCCAAUUUGGUAAAAAAUCGCAUCGUGUUGCCUCAUAAUGUCAUUGAUCAUGCGUUUAUCCAUGAUGGGAAUGAUAUAUAGAAGGUGGAACCUCACAUCAAGUUUUAUAGAUGUCGUUAGGUUAUGAGUUUUAUG
This is a messenger RNA of Amaranthus tricolor (Joseph's coat), 2856 nucleotides long. RefSeq names its product glycosyltransferase BC10. Lineage: Eukaryota; Viridiplantae; Streptophyta; Magnoliopsida; Caryophyllales; Amaranthaceae. The transcript has 2 exons. Bases 570 to 1643 code for a protein of 357 amino acids. Gene Ontology annotation, cellular component: membrane. The record is from RefSeq and is a predicted model, not a curated record. Gene Ontology annotation, molecular function: glycosyltransferase activity.